UCGUUCUCAGCGGGCAUUAUCUACUGUACGCCGACGACAGCACGGCUCGUGCAGCUCUGCCUCGGUGUCGACAAAAAGUACCUGCAUCCGUUGCCGCUGCACCAGCCGUAUGUGCUUGCAGACCACAAGGCGCAGAUGACGUUCAUCGACGCCAACCACUGCCCGGGGGCCGCGAUCAUCUUGUUUCAGUUCCAGUCGGGCAAAACGUUCCUCCACACCGGCGACUUUCGCUACGACCCGAGCAUGCUGCUCAAUCGCUACUUGUCGCCGUUCACAAACUCAAACCAACGCUUGGACGGCGUGUACCUUGACACCACGUACUGCGACACACAGCACUGCCACCCGACGCAGGCAGUUGCAAUCGCCGAAGCCAAGCGUCUCGUCGACCUCCAUCAAAAUGACCGUCCACUCUUCUUGGUCGGAUCGUACUCGAUCGGAAAGGAGCGGCUCUUCAUGGACGUGGCUGCCCACUUGGACUGCAAGGUGUUUGUCGAACGGGCCAAGCUGUCACUGCUCUCGUGCUUUGAGUGGCCCGAGACCGAGCUCCGGCGCCUCACGACCGAGUCGUCGACCACCAACUUGCACGUCGUGCCCAUGAACCACUUGAACUUUGACGGGAUGCGCGCGCUUCUUGCGAAACACCGGCUCCGCUUCCGCAAGGUGAUUGCGCUCCAGCCGACGGGAUGGACCUUCUCGCGCAAGAAGGGUCCCUCCGUUUCGUCCAAGCGCACGCAAAUGAACGACGCGCUCGUCAUUUACGGCAUCCCGUACAGCGAGCACUCGAGCUUUGACGAGCUCUGCGCGUUCACAAAGGCGUUUGACCCGAAAGUGAUCAUUCCGACGGUCUCUUCGUCCUCUUCGAUGUCAUCUUCCCUCACAAUACCUCCAAUCGCAUAG
Saprolegnia parasitica CBS 223.65 is the source of this 897-nucleotide messenger RNA. RefSeq lists its product as hypothetical. The record is from RefSeq and is a predicted model, not a curated record. Lineage: Eukaryota; Oomycota; Saprolegniomycetes; Saprolegniales; Saprolegniaceae. Gene Ontology annotation, molecular function: 5'-3' DNA exonuclease activity; damaged DNA binding. Gene Ontology annotation, biological process: protection from non-homologous end joining at telomere; interstrand cross-link repair; double-strand break repair via nonhomologous end joining. The transcript has 7 exons. The coding region runs from base 136 to 897 and encodes 253 amino acids.